Pollicipes pollicipes is the source of this 2680-nucleotide messenger RNA. RefSeq names its product nucleobindin-2. Gene Ontology annotation, molecular function: calcium ion binding. The record is from RefSeq and is a predicted model, not a curated record. The transcript has 10 exons. NCBI's taxonomy places the organism in Eukaryota, Metazoa, Arthropoda, Thecostraca, Pollicipedomorpha, Pollicipedidae. Bases 111 to 1688 code for a protein of 525 amino acids. Gene Ontology annotation, cellular component: extracellular exosome; endoplasmic reticulum-Golgi intermediate compartment.
UCCAGCACUGUGUGUCUGUGUUGAAUCACGCAUCGUUGGGGGAGCAGUCUGCAGCUGUGCUCCGCGAAUAGUUCGACAAUAUUCACCUUUGCCAGCCAGGGCACAAGCAGAUGGCACCCCUGUUGAAGCUUGUGUGUUAUAUGGCCCUGGUGGCUGUGGCGGUGGCACCUCCCCCGCACCGCCAGCCACAGCCGCCACCAGUAGCUGAGGAGGACAUCAACAUUAACUCUGAGACAAUGGGCUUGGAGUAUAAAAAUUAUUUGGAGGAGAUUGUGAAGCUGUUAGAGCAAGACUCGAAGUUCAAGACGAUUCUGCAAAAUGCGACUGAUGAGGAUAUAAAGUCGGGCCAGGUGGCGGAGCAACUCCACGUGGUGGACCCUGCCAUCCGCUCCAAACUGGACGAGCUGAAGCGGAUCGAGUUGGGCCGGCUGCGGCAAAAGGCCACCGAGGCUUUCGAGCUCUCCAACGGCCUCGACCGCAACACCAUCAAGGAGCCGCACCACCUCGACCACCGCAACCCGCACACCUUCCGCGAGGAGGACCUGCGCCGGCUCAUCCAUAAGACGACCAAAGAUCUGGAGGACCUGGAUAGGCAGCGAAAGGAGGACUUUCAGAAGUACGAGAUGGAAAAGGAGUUCAAGUAUCAGGAGGAGCUGAAGGCCAUGGACGCGGAGCACAGGAAAGAGGCGGAAAAGAAGCACGAGGAAGAACAGAAGAAAAAGAAGGAACACCCAAAGUCUCAGGUCCACCACCCGCUGAGCGAGGACCAGCUGGAGGAGGUGUGGCAGGAGCAGGACCACAUGGAGAAGGAGGACUUCGACCCCGAGACCUUCUUCCGCAUGCACGACCUGGACGGUAACGAGGUGCUUGACCAGAUGGAGGUGAUGGCGCUGUUCAAGCGCGAGCUGGACAAGCUGUACAACGGCACCGAUUAUGACCCGCGCGAGCGCGAAGAGGAAAUGAACGAGAUGCGCGAGAGCACUUACGCCGAGGUGGACACGGACAAGGACGGCUUCAUCAGCCUGAAGGAGUUCAUGGCCAGUACGCAGCACGACGACUACCGGGCCGACCAGGGCUGGGAGGGCGUCAACGAGCGCGAGGUGUACGCCCGCCAGCAGUACGAGGCGUACGAGCGGCAGCGCAUGGCCGAGAUUCAGCGGCAGAUCAACAUGGGCAUGAUGCCGCCCCCGCACCAGGGCUACCAGCCGCCGCCCGGCUACGGUGGCCAGCCGGGCAUGGGCCAGCCGCCCCAGCAGCCGCCCAACUUUGUGCCCCCACAUGCGCCUAUCGAGAGUCUGCAACAACAGCAGCAACACCCAGCAAUCGCCCAGCAGCAGCAGCAGCAGCAGAUCUCGGGCCAACAAUAUCAGCAGCCACAGCAGAUUCCCAUCCAACAGCAAGUUCCCGUGCAGCAGCAGCAGUUCCAGCCGCCGCCCAUGCUGCAGCAGCAGCAGUUCCAGCCGCCACCCAUGCAGCAGCAGCAGUUCCAGCAGAUCCCCGUGCAGCAGCAGCAGAUUCCCGUGCAGCAACAACAGAUUCCCGUGCAGCAGCAGAUUCCCAUCCAGCAACAGCAGAUUCCCGUGCAGCAGCAGCAGAUUCCCGUGCAGCAGCAGGGUCAGAUCCCGGCGCAGAAGCAGCAGCAGCAGGCAGGCUCUUUGAAUCAGGUGCCGGUGCAGACCAAGCAGUAGAUGACAACGAAUUGAUAACUCGCGAAACCAAAUGCUCUUCGUUCGGACAAAUGGCGGCGGGCUUUGCCGGCGGUUACGGGCCAAUUUCUACUCUUCCAACUCACUCGGCGACAUUAAGGCGCGGCUUUUGCGUCGUUUGUAACUCGAUAUAUUUUAUUCGUUUUAUAUGGAGCUUGCACGAUGGGCAUCACGAUCGCUUGCACAUGUUCUCGUAGCUGCCGGUCGUGCCGUCGGUUAGCGGCGCUGCUCGACACAGCACUGAUAGAUCUAGGGGUGCACGAGCUGCAACGUCUUCGACGGCUGGUUGGAGGUACUGGUUGCUCAGCCAGACUCGAGCAGAGUCGAGCCUGUGAUAUGUUGGUAACUGAACGCAGUGGAGCCGAGUUAUAAGCUUACAAGGCAGAUUCUUCAAGUCAUCGGCGUUUCGUCACCGGUUUCAAUCGCUCCUUGGCGAAUGGAAAAUGGACGAGUUAAGGCAUCACACAGUUCGUCACGCAGUGAGGGAGCAGCACGACCAUAGAAAACCGUCUAUCAUGUGCGGCAUCAGUCGAAGGCACGAUCUCGCGCGGACUGUUUUUGUUUUCCGGCGCGAUGCCCCACCUGCCACCGGAAGGGCAGCAGUGCAGUGCCCACCCGAUACGCAGGUCGUUGAAACGGACAUGGCACGGGCCUGUGCGAGCGUUACAGCGUCACGGAACUCACCAUUUUCCAAUGUUAAAUUCUUCGCUCCCUGUUUCCAAGUUUGCGUAGUCGAGGUGGAUGAGGGAAACUGAAUGCCUUCGCUGAAUGUGACCUAAAUUCGCCGAGCGCGCCAGAAGCCGGCCACGAAGUCUGUGCGGUGAGCAGUCGUGUUCGCCGUCGUGUUGGGGACGGUCAUUGUCCACAGUCCCGUCUUAGAGCUUUGCAGAAAUUCUACGAACUCGAAUUGUCAGAAAACUUUUGCUUAAGUCUCAUCCUUGCCAAAUGUGUGUCAAUAAAUUACUUGUGUCGUC